CAAAUGUUCACUCGUUUGCAUAUCUCAGCUUCGUCAUCUAAGCGCACCUUGCGUUUACCAUCUGCUCACACAUGUCCGCGUAGAACAUUCUUCCAGUCUUUCGUCGCAAGAAAGGAUGAAAAAUUUGAGGCAAACGACGAAGAUGACGCUCUUGGCGAGGCCAUUCUAGAGGGCCUGAACUUAUCAGACGAUGCCGAUACCCCACGAACUCCUUCAUACGAAAACUGGAUAAUAGGUGCUGGUCUUAAGUACCGUGAUUCCGCGCCACGGAAUUGGCUUGGCUCUGGAACGCCUUUCCCUCUUAACCAAUCAUUCCGUCCCCCUCCGCCUGUUUCGGACGCUUUACGCACUCAUAUCUAUUUUUCUUAUAUGGCUGAUCCCGAGGCUAAUUCAGUGCGCGCACUGGCUGCCAGACAUCAUCUCAGCAUCAAACGUAUCGAUGCUAUUCUACGACUGAAAGGUUUAGAACAAUCGUGGAAAAAGACAGGUUUUGUUCAAGGCAUGGAAAGUAUCCUUGGCGUGCCUCGAACCAAGGUUUUUACCACCCUUGAUGAAUCGAAGCCUGUACCCGUGCAGUACGAUACCAACCAGCAGGUGGCCAAAAUAGAUAGCGAUAGAUAUGAUGCGGUCGAGGCCGAUCGAGAAGACCAAGAAGCCGGUGGCUUUGACUGGGCGCGACAAAGGUACCAGCGGAUGUUUUGGGAGACUGUGCCUGAGGGCAAGGACCCAAUUAUGCCAGGCAUUUUGGAUGCUGCCACAAAAUCAGCCACUGCUACUUCUGAGAACAAGACAAAGACAACUAUUGUCGAACGUCCUGGACGCCCAGCAAUCAAAUUCAUUGAUGUUGGCAAUAUGUUCUUAGAUAUCAAAGAGCAGGAACGUCGUGUCAAGGAGAGCGAGCGCAGGGCGAAGGUUCGAUCGCGAAGAAAAGAGCGUCAAUGGAUGGCCAAUUGAGGUGGGGUAUUGUUCUCUUUCCAUCGUUAUGUGCCGUGCUUAUCCUUGGGCAUUCGUUUGAUUCGAGUAUUUUAUAUACAUACAACCAAUAAUAUAGUACGACUGUCGACCUGUCAGGAUUUGCAUGUGUUACUUGUCCAACUCUACGCAUUGUCAUGAAAUUAUCAACAGACGGUUGAAGGUUUUGUGAGCCUAUGACAAGUUGUCACACCAAAUCGCCAGCUGAGUCGUAGGUGACUAGUAUCAAAGCUCGCUGGUGUGUGAUAGACUUUAUGCCGUAUCAUCAUUACCGCAGUAACCGCACUGAUGGCGCG
Messenger RNA from Suillus fuscotomentosus, 1268 nucleotides. RefSeq names its product eukaryotic mitochondrial regulator protein-domain-containing protein. Gene Ontology annotation, biological process: mitochondrial translation. Bases 4 to 954 code for a protein of 316 amino acids. Gene Ontology annotation, molecular function: structural constituent of ribosome. The record is from RefSeq and is a predicted model, not a curated record. Lineage: Eukaryota; Fungi; Basidiomycota; Agaricomycetes; Boletales; Suillaceae. Gene Ontology annotation, cellular component: mitochondrial small ribosomal subunit. The transcript has 4 exons.